This is a messenger RNA of Striga hermonthica, 1533 nucleotides long. NCBI's taxonomy places the organism in Eukaryota, Viridiplantae, Streptophyta, Magnoliopsida, Lamiales, Orobanchaceae. The record is from the annotation of a GenBank genome assembly.
AUGAUGUCUGGUGAUAUCUUCUCCCUUCCCAAUCCUCAUCAAGAUCAGCUCGAAACAAACCCUAACUCCAGACCUAAUCCGAACCCGAUCCCGAGCCCGAGCCCGAACCCCACCAAGAAGCGAAGAAAUCUACCAGGUACACCAGAUCCAGAUGCAGAAGUCAUUGCACUAUCACCCAAGACGCUCAUGGCCACGAACCGAUUCGUGUGCGAAAUCUGCAACAAGGGCUUCCAAAGGGACCAAAACCUUCAGCUCCACAGACGAGGCCACAACCUGCCAUGGAAGCUCAAGCAGCGGGCCAACAAGGACCAAAUCAAGAAAAAGGUCUACAUAUGCCCCGAGAAGACAUGCGUCCAUCACGACCCGGCCCGGGCACUCGGCGACCUCACGGGCAUCAAAAAACACUUCAGCAGAAAGCACGGCGAGAAGAAGUGGAAAUGCGAGAAGUGCUCGAAAAAAUACGCGGUUCAGUCGGACUGGAAAGCCCACUCCAAGACCUGCGGGACGAGGGAGUAUAAAUGUGACUGUGGCACUCUUUUUUCCAGAAAGGAUAGUUUCAUCACACAUCGAGCCUUUUGCGAUGCGCUAGCCGAUGAAAGCGCGCGGUUCACGAAUAUCGGAGCCAAUAGCUUGAACUUCAGAAGUCAAGAUUUUGUGAACCGUAACAACAACAACAGCAGCAACAACAAUAAUAGUAAUAAUAGUAAUAAUAAUUUGAUGGGCGGAUUGGGAUUUGCGAAUCCGAAUCUUGCCGGAGGCUUCCGUUCGCCGGACUUCGGCCCGAUUCUCGGAGGUGACAACCACCACCACCACCACAAGCCCGGCCUCCCGUUGUGGCUAAACCACCAAGCAAAUCCUCAUCUCAACCCAAAUAUCGACCAAAGUUCGGGUCUUUUCAUGGCCCAUGACAUGAUCCAAAUGACUACUAGCCCGAAUAAUCUUUUCGGGCCGCCGGGGGCGGCCCAAUCGAUGGGGACUACUACCUAUUCGAAUCUCUCUUUGUCCUCAUUGCAAGGGAAUAUGAAAGAGGAGCCCGUGAUGGGCGGGAAAAUGGUAGUCGAUCACUCUUUAGUAUCCUCGCUCUACAGCUCGGAAAAUAAUGGGCCGGCCGCGAUGUCUGCCACGGCCCUUCUCCAGAAGGCGGCCCAAAUGGGAUCCACGAAGAGUGGGCCCGGCUUUUUUGGGAACACAGUUGGGGUUAUGAAUUCGGGCUCGUCCCCUUCGUCGUCCUCGACAAAUGCUGCGCUGUCUUUUGGGGGGGCUCAGGCAGGGAGGAGCGAGCUCCACCAGGUUUUUGGGGCGGUCAUGGACGGUUUUGACGGUGGAGCAAUUGGUCGAGCACCUGGUGGGCAGGUUAAUGGGAGGGGGCUGCAUGGGGCGGCGGAGAGUGGCGGGCUGACGAGGGAUUUUCUGGGGAUGGGCGGCGGAGAAGGCGGAGAGGGAGGGCCGUUCUCGCCGCAGGAGCUGGCGAAGUUCGUGUCCAUGAGCUCGGCCAUGGGGCUCGGCGGCGGACACUUUACCGGAGAUCACUAG